Molecule: messenger RNA, 1758 nt
Organism: Humulus lupulus (European hop)
Lineage: Eukaryota; Viridiplantae; Streptophyta; Magnoliopsida; Rosales; Cannabaceae
Product: desmethyl-deoxy-podophyllotoxin synthase-like
Exons: 2
Coding region: 27-1538 (503 amino acids)
Molecular function (GO): monooxygenase activity; iron ion binding; heme binding
Source: RefSeq, a predicted model, not a curated record
UUCAUCAAGAGACUAAGAAAUUCAAUAUGGAGCAAUUUAUUACCACCAUUUUAUCCUUUCUUCUCUUCUUGUUAGUAAUACUGAAAGUAGUAGCCAGAGAGAGAUUCAAUUCAACUCCAAAGUUACCUCCAGGGCCAUGGAAACUUCCUGUCCUGGGAAAUCUUCACAAUCUUAUUGGCUCUAUAUCACAUCAUAGACUAAGAGAUUUGGCCAACAAAUAUGGACCAUUGAUGCAUCUACAAUUUGGUGAGCAUUCUCAUAUAGUUGUUAUUUCUUCACCUGAGAUUGCACAAGAGAUGAUAAAAACUCACGAUAUUAACUUCUCUGGAAGGUCAAACCCCCAUGCUACAAGUAUACUUGAAACUAUGGGUAUCAUCUUCGCUCCUUAUGGAGACUAUUGGAAAAAAGUUCGAAAAAUUUGCUCUGAAGAAUUGUUGAGGCCUAGCCGUGUUAAGUCAUUCCGGUCAAUCAGGGAAGAAGAGGUAUCCAAUCUAAUCAGAUAUUUGUAUUCAAAUGCAGGAGUGUCCAUUAAUCUUAGUGAGAAGAUAUUUUCUAUGACAUAUGCCAUCACAGCUAGGGCAGCCUUUGGUAAAAAAUGCAAAAACCAGAAGAACUUUAUAUCAGCUGUCAAUGAAGGUCAAGAGUUUGUUGGAAGUUUUAGUCUCUGUGAGUUGUUUCCUUCUCACAAAUGGCUUCAAUGGAUCUUCGGCAUCACUUCUAAGCUUGAGGAAAUUUUCCAAACUUCUGACAGAAUUUUUGGAGACAUUAUCAAAGAAUGUGAAGCAGAGAUGGCUGCAAUGAAUGACAAGGGUGGUAAAGCAAGCAGUUUGUUAGGUGUUCUUUUGAAUAUUAAAGAAGAUGGCGAUCUUGAAUUGCCCCUAAAGACUGAAAACAUUAGAGACAUUUUAACGGACAUUUUCGUUGCUGGGAGUGACACAUCAUCUAUAACUCUAGAAUGGGCAAUGUUGGAGUUGAUAAAAAAUCCAAGAGUGAUGAGAAAAGCACAAGCUGAGGUGAGACAAGUAUUUGGAAGUAAAGAACAAGUCGAUGAAACUGGUCUCCAUGAGUUGAAGUUCUUAAGUUUAGUUAUUAAAGAAACUUUAAGAUUACAUCCUCCUGCCCCAUUUCUUAUUCCAAGAGAAACUAAAGAAAGUUGUGCUUUGAAUGGAUACCAUAUACCUGCAAAAACUAAAGUCCUAGUCAAUGCGUGGGCAAUUGGAAGAGAUCCAAGGUACUGGACUGAAGCUGAGAAAUUUUACCCUGAGAGGUUCAUUGAUUCUGCAGUUGACUUCAAGGGGUCUAAUUUUGAGCUCAUCCCAUUCGGUGUUGGUAGAAGGAUUUGUCCUGGAAUAUCUUUUGCUAUAGCAAAUAUUGAACUUCCUCUAGCUCAACUUUUGUACCAUUUUGAUUGGAAAUUGCCUCAUGGGAUCAAUCAUGAAAAUCUAGACAUGACUGAGAUAUCUGGUUUGUUAGUGAAACGAAAAGAAGAUCUACACUUGAUUCCAGUUCCUCGUAGUUCUGUCCCUAGUUCAUCAUAAUUUUCACUGCAUGUGCCUCUAUAUUUAUAUGUUUUUAAUAUCUCUUUAGUUGCUCAAAUUGAAGAGACUAAAUAAAGUGGUUCUUGAUAUUUAAUAUCUUUUCCCACAGUAUAGUAGUUCUACCGCUACGUUGUUGUAAUUGUUCCGAACCUCUUCGCUAAUGUCCUCAGUUUGCAUAAUUCGAAGAGACUAAAUAAAGAAGUAUUUGAUAUUUAUCUUA